CCUCACCACUCAGUCACAAUGGCGACAUUCGUGAAGCGCAGCAGCAGCAGCAGCCAAGGACUCUUCCUGCUUGCAUUGGUUCUUCUGGCAUUCUCUGCCAUUCCUGCACCCAUCAGCGGUCAGAGUAGCAUAGACGGCAGGAAGAGCAAGAUGAUGGUCGUCGGCGGCGACAACAAGGCGAUCAUCCACGACGACAAUGACUUGCUCAACGGAUGUCACUAUAACCAGAAUCCCCAUGAUCUGUCGGCGCUCUUCUGCUGUAGCAAGGACAACCUGUGCUGGCCAUCGGCGCCGGAGUGCGCCGCCAACUGCCCCUGCAAGACCAACUGCGUCUAGACGUUUCUAAACUC
Sorghum bicolor (sorghum) is the source of this 350-nucleotide messenger RNA. RefSeq lists its product as uncharacterized. The record is from RefSeq and is a predicted model, not a curated record. The coding region runs from base 19 to 336 and encodes 105 amino acids. The transcript is spliced from 2 exons. Lineage: Eukaryota; Viridiplantae; Streptophyta; Magnoliopsida; Poales; Poaceae.